Xyrauchen texanus (razorback sucker) is the source of this 1488-nucleotide messenger RNA. Its product is annotated as potassium voltage-gated channel subfamily A member 2-like. NCBI's taxonomy places the organism in Eukaryota, Metazoa, Chordata, Actinopteri, Cypriniformes, Catostomidae. The record is from RefSeq and is a predicted model, not a curated record. Gene Ontology annotation, cellular component: voltage-gated potassium channel complex; juxtaparanode region of axon; membrane. The coding region runs from base 1 to 1488 and encodes 495 amino acids. Gene Ontology annotation, biological process: protein homooligomerization; potassium ion transmembrane transport. Gene Ontology annotation, molecular function: delayed rectifier potassium channel activity; protein binding. The transcript has a single exon.
AUGACUGUGGCCACAGGCGACCCCUCGUACGAGGCUGCAGCACACCCUGGCUUUCCUCAGGACUACGACCCCGGGGCAGAACAGGAAUGCUGCGAGAGAGUGGUCAUCAAUAUUUCGGGUCUACGAUUCGAGACGCAGCUCAAAACUCUCUCACAAUUUCCAGAAACAUUACUAGGGGACCCCAAGAAGCGGAUUAGGUACUUUGACCCACUACGAAACGAGUAUUUUUUUGAUAGAAACCGUACCAGCUUUGAUGCAAUCCUCUACUACUACCAAUCCGGUGGAAGGUUGCGGCGACCUGUCAAUGUCACUUUGGAUGUCUUCUCAGAGGAGAUCCGCUUCUAUCAGCUUGGAGAAGAAGCAAUUGAGAUAUUCAGGGAGGAUGAGGGAUUUAUCAAGGAAGAGGAGCGACCGUUGCCAGACAACGAGUUUCAGAAGCAGGUCUGGUUGCUUUUUGAGUAUCCCGAAAGUUCUGGGCCUGCCAGGAUUAUAGCGCUCAUAUCCGUUAUGGUGAUCAUCAUCUCCAUUGUCAGCUUUUGCCUGGAAACCUUGCCCAUUUUUCGCAGCGAUGAAGAGGAGAUGCGCAAAGUCCCUAAUGUUGUCACCAACAUAACAAGCAGUAGCACAUCCACCUACUUUACAGAUCCAUUCUUCAUUCUAGAGACACUAUGCAUCAUCUGGUUCUCCUUCGAGUUCUUAGUGCGCUUCUUCGCGUGCCCGAGUAAAGCCAGCUUUUUUGUGAACAUAAUGAACAUGAUUGACGUGGUGGCCAUCAUCCCCUACUUCAUUACGUUAGGAACAGAGUUGGCGGAGAAGGCAGAGGAUGGGCAGCAAGGGCAACAAGCAAUGUCUCUUGCAAUUCUGAGGGUUAUCAGACUUGUAAGAGUCUUUAGGAUCUUCAAACUCUCUCGCCACUCAAAGGGACUUCAGAUUCUAGGCCAGACCCUCAAGGCCAGUAUGAGAGAAUUAGGCUUACUCAUUUUCUUCCUCUUCAUUGGGGUCAUCCUCUUUUCCAGCGCUGUCUAUUUUGCAGAGGCGGACGAACCUGAGUCACAGUUCUACAGCAUCCCGGAUGCGUUCUGGUGGGCUGUGGUUUCAAUGACGACCGUUGGCUAUGGAGAUAUGGUGCCCACAACCAUCGGAGGUAAGAUUGUGGGGUCCCUCUGUGCCAUAGCUGGUGUGCUGACCAUUGCUUUGCCUGUGCCUGUCAUUGUCUCAAACUUCAACUAUUUCUACCAUCGUGAGACAGAAGGGGAAGAGCAGGCACAGUAUCUGCAGGUCAGCCCCUCAAAAACUGAUUCUCAAGAAGAGCUAAGGGGUAGUCGAAGUGGAUCCACCAUCAGCAAGUCUGACUACAUGGACAUCCAAGAAGGGGUAAACAACAGCAAUGAGGACUUUCCAGGAGAUGAAGAGAACGUCAAGACAGCAAAUUGCACUCUAGUCAAUACAAAUUAUGUUAAUAUCAAAAAAAUGUUGACAGAUGUGUAG